AUGGCUGAUAAAGACGACAUCGUUGAUGAUGUAGAAGAGAACCAGGAUAAGCAACAAGACAAACACAACUGGGGCGCCGCUGAGUUAGAAAAGGUUACCGACCAUACAGAAGAUAAAGAUGAUGCUAAAGUUUCAUCAGACGCUUUGGGCAAGUUGAUUAAGAAUACACAAAACGCUGUGCAGAAGGUUGUGCAUGUGAAGAAGGAUGAUUUGCAAAUGCUUAUGAACGAAUUGGAACUUCCUAAGGCCGUAAUUGAAAAGAAACUUAUCGAGUGUAAUGGAAACCCUGUAGCUGCAUUGAAAAGCCUAUUAGGAUGUUAA
Auanema sp. JU1783 is the source of this 321-nucleotide messenger RNA. The record is from the annotation of a GenBank genome assembly. NCBI's taxonomy places the organism in Eukaryota, Metazoa, Nematoda, Chromadorea, Rhabditida, Rhabditidae.